ACCUAUUUUUGUAUAUUAUAAAAAAAUUCCCUCCCAGAUCUUAGUAUAUAUUUUCGCUUUUUUUUUUUUUUUUUUGGUACUGGGGAUUGAACUCGGAACCUUGCGCUUGCACAGCAGGUGCUGGAACCACUGAGCUAAAUCCCCAGCCCUCCAGAUCUUAGUAUGAAGAUAAGGAAGUUUCUACUACUUUACAGCAACUCCAAGGAGCAUUCCCAUCAUCUCAAAUUUAUAGACAAGUUUCACUCCUCUUUUUUCCCUCAGUUUCCAGUAUACAUCAUAUAUUUUCAUCUUGCAACUUACUUGAAGGUAAUUAUCUUUACAUACUCUCAGGUGAAAUGUACAUUUCCAAGUGAUUCUUGAAAAGCCAAAUCCAACCUUGCUUGAAAAACUCAAAGCUGUUGCUGGUUUCUUCACAUGCAUAGGGUGAAGGCAGAGGGCUAGAGGGGCUUUCCUGAAAUUUGGAUUCUGAAUUAAUCCAGUUGAUGCUGUUGAAUCACAGCACAUAAACACUCACAUAGCCCUGAGCAGCUGAGCACUACUGGCUAUAGAGAGAGUUCUCUCAGAGGUUCAUGGCAAGAUGAUGCUGGGAAUCAAGAAAAUCUAACAGUCUCCCAGAGCCAUAGACGAUAUUAACAGCAGUUCUCUACAGGUAGGGGAAUGGAUGUGUUUUUAAGAAAGCAAACUCAGUCUUUUUCUGUUUUGCUGUAUGUGGUUUUGUUGUUUUGGUGCUGGAGUUUGAACCCAGGGCCAUACACAUACUAAGCAUGAGCUGUACUACUAAGCUACAUGGCCAGCCCUGUUUGUUAACUAAUAUAAACUACAGAAAGUAAAGCUUUCUCAGGGGCCGGGAAUUUAGCUCAGUGGUUCCACCGCCUGCUGCGCAAGUGCGAGGACCCGAGUUCGAUCCCUGGUACCAAAAAAAAGAAAGUAAAGCUUUCUAGUUGAGAGAAAAUACAAUGAGAAAGCACAAGGUUUAAUGGUAAUAAGGGUUUAAAAACCCUAAAACUAUGAAGAAAUAAGACUGAAUUUUCAUUGACUUACCAGAACUUAGUGAUUUUUCCUUUCAGAAGUAUCUAGGAACAAAGCUUUUGAUGCCAUAAAAGUCACUGGGGCUGGGGCUAGGGAGUAGCUCAGGCCCUGGGUUUAAUCCCCAGUACCACAAAAAUAAAACAGAAGUCACAAGCAUACUUAAGUCUACAAAGACAUAAAGUAGGUGGAAUUUAUAGGAGUAAACCUGACACAUAAUAGCAGCCAUAUAUAAAAGGUGCUAUAAAGUUUCCCUAGCACUUUCCCACAUCCUUUCAUUUGCCAUGUAUUUAAUGAGAGACAUAAAUUGUGCUACAUAUUAAUUAUGGUUAAUUAGUAAGUUCCUGUGAAUGACUGUAAAUAGUGGGACUGGUUUGCCGCCAAAGCAAAUUUUCAGGUUUUAAAAAAAUUUUAUACCUUGUACUUAUAAUCAAAAUAUCGGUUUAAAUCAUACUCCCCGUUUUGCAUCACACGUGUUGAUCUUAGGAAACAAACUCCUAAGACCUUCUGCCUAGGGAGCUGAGCUUCCCUCCAGGGUUUUGUUGCCAACUCUCCAACCAUACCAUCCCCUCCCACUCCCACAUCUCUCUCACUAGCCCUCACUCACACCUGGAGGACUUGAGUAUAACACUGAACAUUGGUUUGUCGAGCAUUGUGUGUCAGAAGCUGAGCAAGGCACUGAAAAUAUGGUGGUUGGCAAGGCAGCCCUAGUCACGGACUAGAUUGGACUCUCUCCCUGUGUGACAUCUCAGCCUUUAUCAAUGACAGAGGUGCUACAUGACUUUCUAUCAGGCUUUGUUUUCUCAUUUGGUUCAGCACCCAGACAGGGAAGCAUAGCUAUCAUGGAUUGGGCCCCACAAUACCCUCCAGCAGAGAGCAGUGCUGUAGGUGUGAGUGCCUGGACCCAGAGCCUGGUACUGAGCAAAUGAGGGCGAGCUUAGGUUAGCAGGAAUUGGUAAGGUGACAUACAAAUGCUAUCAUACAGUAUGUGGCCUUUUAUGUCUGGGUUUUAAUGUUUUUGUGACUCACCCAUAUUGUAGCAUGCCUCAGUACUUUCUUUUCGUGGCUCAUGUUCUGUCAUUUGGAUGGACAUUUUAUUUAUCUACUUACCAUUUGAUAGACUUUGGGUAUUGUGAAUAGUGCUCCUGUGAACAUUUGCAUACUCAUUUCUCUCAGGUAUCUCCAUGGAAGUGGACUUGCAAGUACUAUGGUAACUCCAUUGAACACUUUGAGAACCUGCUAGACUGUUUUCGAAAGUUAAUACCCUAUUUAACAAUGCCGCCAACAAUGUAUGAGGGAUCCAGUAUAGCCAUGUUCUUGCAUCCCUACCUUUUUAUUAUUGUAUUAUAGGUUAUUUACACAUCCUUGUUACUAGACCCUUAGCAGAUACAUGCUUACAAAUGAUUUCUUCAUUGUAUGGGUAAGUUCCUUGAAAUUCUUUGCAGCACUAAUGGGCCACUCUCCUUUCCCCAGUACUGGGUACUGAACUCAGAGCCUCACUGCUGCUAGGCAAGUGCUCUACCACAAAGCUACACUCCAGGUUUUGAGACAGGGUCUUGAUAAGUUGCCUAGGCUGGCCUCAAACGUGUGAUCCUCCUGCCUCAACCUUUUGAGUAGCAGGUACUGCAGGUAUCCCAUCCCUGCCAGGUGGGCUACUUUAAUAAAUAUUUUUAAAUCUUAAAGUAGAAGUGUGUGAUUAGUGUUUGAGUAUAUUUCUAAACAUUUUAAUGUUAUGAACAGCCAUUACUAUGUGCAGACCCUAUUUUGACGUAUCCUGGUGAGAGCUGUGGCUCCUCUGAUUUCUGUGCCGGCGCUGUUGAGCGCAUGUGUGUGACCGCGUCUGAUUCUCAUGACCUGUGAGGCAGACACUGCUGUCAGGAUGUGCACUGUGUGUGUGGAUGAGGACAUGAGGCAGAGGAGCCGGGCACCGCCUGGCGUGGGAGGCAGCCCGGACUGAGACGGCCUGAAAAGAAUAACCUCUGCAGGAACGUCCACUGCUUUAGCGCAGACGGGGAGAGUAGUGUUUCCGCGGAGUCUGCCUAGGGACAACAGCGCCAUGGGGCUCAGCGGCAGCCCCGGGCUCUUCCCCGAGGGUCCGGGCUUUGCCGACCCCCGAGGGAACAGGGCUGCAUUCCUAGGGUGGGGGACAACCGAAGGGUGUGGGCGGGGCUGCGGAGGGGCGGGACCAGCCCGCUGUGUGGAGGCCGGUUGGCAGCGACUGCUGCGACGGUGGAGCCAUGAGCUGGAGCUGCCCGCGCUGCCAGGAGCCUGUGUACUUCGCGGAAAAAGUGAGCUCCCUGGGCAAGAACUGGCACCGCUUCUGCCUGAAAUGUGAGCGCUGCCACAGCGUGUUGUCCCCAGGAGGGCAUGCAGAGCAUAACGGGAGGCCCUACUGUCACAAACCGUGCUACGGGGCCCUCUUUGGACCUAGAGGGGUGAACAUCGGUGGUGUGGGCUCCUAUCUCUAUAAUCCCCCCACGCCCUCCCCUGCCAGCAUCACCCCCCUCAGCCCCAGCAGCUUCAGCCCACCCAGGCCAAGGAACGGCCUCCCCCAGGGCAAGAAAAGCUUACCCCGAAUGAGAACAUUCACAGGAGAGACCUCACUGUGCCCUGGCUGUGGGCAGCCUGUCUUCUUCGCGGAGAAGGUGAUGUCUUUGGGCAGAAACUGGCAUCGACCCUGUCUGAGGUGCCAGCGUUGCCGGAAGACCCUGACUGCCGGGAGCCAUGCUGAGCAUGAUGGUGUCCCCUACUGCCACAUCCCCUGCUAUGGCUACCUGUUCGGCCCCAAAGGUGUGAAUAUCGGCGAUGUGGGCUGCUAUAUCUAUGACCCAGUGGAGAUAAAACCCAAAUGAGCAGCUCCCAGGAGAGGUCACCCUAAUGCAGGCUUCCUGCCACCCCCUCUGUGGUCCAGUGGGAGCCAUGAUUUCUCUCUUGGGUCCUGUGGGGUGGAGAAGGCAGGAUCCUGGGUCCCUGGGCCUAGACUCCAUGAUAGGCCAGAGUCUACUCUAGACUUUCUCUGCCAACUCUUCCCUUUCCCAUUCCUACCUAGUCGGGACACAGGCCACCCCACUACGAAUGGUGCCCCCCCCCCGCCCCGCGCCUUCUCAUCCCUUGUCCCAGCAAAUUCUGAGGCUUAAAGGUACUUAUCAAACUUUUGUUUAUUGAGCCCCAGCCUCUCUGGCUUCUCUAAUAAAAUGUUGGCUUCCA
Heterocephalus glaber (naked mole-rat) is the source of this 4233-nucleotide messenger RNA. RefSeq names its product cysteine rich protein 3 (gene Crip3). NCBI's taxonomy places the organism in Eukaryota, Metazoa, Chordata, Mammalia, Rodentia, Bathyergidae. The record is from RefSeq and is a predicted model, not a curated record.